CACUCUGUAAUAACCCGGAAGUUCAUGCUAACAUUCUUUAGGAUUUCUGAAAUUCAAGACAUCUCCCAAGACCCUACAGAGGGCUUUGCUUUAGGUCGGAGAUCAGCCCAAGAGGUUUACAGGACAGAAAGUCCAGUGAUGCAUAAACUUUUCUCCAGAUCCCAUUUUCUUCAUCUGACUUCGAAAAUGCAGAGCGCAGUCAAUUAAGAGAGGUAUAGUAUGCUUUGCGUUAAAUAAAUCCGGGAGCGGAGAGAAUGAUCAGGCUGUCUGGCGAACAGGAGAACAUCUCCAGGAGGACAGAGGUUAGAAAGCUGAUAAGGAUCCUUAGGCGACGAGCAAGCGCAUCUUCUGCCUCCAGCCCAGCGGCGCAUCCGGAGUUAACUGCAGCUCGGAUCCAGAGAGAGGAAGAUGCUCAAGGUGCCAGCCGUAUUGUGUGUGUGUGCAGCCGCUUGGUGCAGUCAGGCUCUCGCAGCUGCCGCGGCGGUGGCAGCGGCCGGGGGGCGGUCGGACAGCGGUAAUUUUCUGGAUGAUAAACAAUGGCUCACCACAAUCUCCCAGUAUGACAAGGAAGUCGGACAGUGGAACAAAUUCCGAGACGAAGUAGAGGAUGAUUAUUUCCGCACUUGGAGUCCGGGAAAGGCCUUCGAUCAGGAUCCAGCUAAAGAUCCAUGCUUAAAGAUGAAAUGCAGUCGCCAUAAAGUGUGCCUUGCCCAAGACUCUCACACCGCGGUCUGCGUCAGUCACCGGAGGCUGACACACAGCGUGAAAGAUCCGGGCGUGGGCCACAAGCAGUGGAGAGGGCCCGUGUCGUCCACCUGCAAGCAGUGCCCAGGGGCCUAUCCCAGCCCCGUCUGUGGCUCAGAUGGUCACACCUACUCUUCACAGUGCAAACUAGAAUAUCAGGCAUGUGUCUUAGGAAAACAGAUCUCAGUCAGAUGUGAAGGCCGUUGCCCAUGUCCUUCAGAUAAGUCAACAAGCACAAGCAGAAAUGUUAAGAGAGCCUGUGGUGACCUGGAGUUCCGGGAAGUGGCAAACAGGCUGCGGGACUGGUUCAAGGCCCUUCAUGAAAGUGGAAGCCAAAACAAGAAGACCAAAGCAUUACUGAGGCCGGAGCGAAGCAGAUUUGAUACUAGUAUUUUGCCAAUUUGCAAGGAUUCACUUGGAUGGAUGUUUAACAGACUUGACACCAACUAUGAUCUGCUACUGGACCAGUCGGAGCUCGGGAGCAUUUACCUUGAUAAGAAUGAACAGUGUACGAAGGCAUUCUUCAAUUCUUGUGACACAUACAAGGACAGUUUGAUAUCUAACAAUGAAUGGUGCUACUGCUUCCAGAGACAGCAAGACCCACCUUGCCAGACGGAGCUCAGCAACAUUCAGAAGCGGCAAGGGAUAAAGAAGCUCCUAGGACAGUACAUACCCCUAUGUGAUGAAGAUGGUUACUACAAGCCAACGCAAUGCCAUGGCAGUCUUGGGCAGUGCUGGUGUGUUGACAGAUACGGGAAUGAAGUCAUGGGAUCCAGAACAAAUGGUGUGGCAGGUUGUGCUAUUGAUUUUGAGAUCUCUGGAGAUUUUGCAAGUGGGGAUUUCCAUGAAUGGACUGAUGAUGAAGAUGAUGAAGAGGAUAUUAUGAAUGAUGAAGAUGAAAUUGAAGAUGAUGAUGAAGAUGAAGGGGAUGAUGAUGACGAUGGUGAUGAUCAUGAUGGCUACAUUUGACGAGAGCUGUGAUCAAUGCAUUUAAUAUUUCUAUUAUUUACAAAGUGAUAGUCUAUUGACAAUGACCUUUUUGCUCCCAAACAAAAUGAUUCUAAAACUCACGUAUAUUUUGUAUAAUUAUUUCAGAUAUUGCAGCUAAAGUCAUAGAACUUCAUGUUUAAAUGCAUUACUUAAUUUAAGUUUUUAUAUGCCUUAGAGAAAAAGAAAACACAUGUGAAGUCUAGCCAGAUGGAAGAAAAUUAUGAAGAGCUACUGAUACAAAUUUUUAUAAGAACAAACUAUGUAAAUCUCCCCCAAACAAAACAACAACCAGAGUUUGAGGUCGUAUGUGUUGUGUUUCUGAGAGAUGUUUUAAGUUAAAUUUAUAAUAACUUAUUGGUGACCUCGGUCUCCAGAACUUUAUAAAAAUAUGCAUGUCCUUAAUUGCAAUUCCAAAGUAGCAUUUUUCCCAAGCCUAGAGAUGAGUGAGGGGAUACCACACAGGGUAAGAAAAAUGAGUCCUAUGUCGUGUUUACAUUAAUAAUGGUGUUUUUAAUUAUGUAGUUAUUCUGCAUAUGACAGGAUAUUUUUAGAAAUGGCAAGUAUGGAAAACCAUGGAUUCUGAAAAUUAAAAACUUAGUUGUUCAUUCUAAUUUUUUUUUAAUUUGGAUAGCAGCCUCAUGUUGAUUUUUUUAUAUUCUUAAAUGGCAUGAUUUAUUUACCUUUCUAGAUUUCUUUAUCUUUCUGACCAGCAACUUAGGGUGCAGAAUUUAAGAUAGGAAGAUGAAGGGAAAUAUU
This is a messenger RNA of Phyllostomus discolor (pale spear-nosed bat), 2490 nucleotides long. It is a transcript of the gene SPOCK3, whose product is annotated as SPARC (osteonectin), cwcv and kazal like domains proteoglycan 3. Gene Ontology annotation, molecular function: protein binding; calcium ion binding. NCBI's taxonomy places the organism in Eukaryota, Metazoa, Chordata, Mammalia, Chiroptera, Phyllostomidae. The coding region runs from base 409 to 1713 and encodes 434 amino acids. The record is from RefSeq and is a predicted model, not a curated record. The transcript is spliced from 12 exons.